GUUGUCUAGUAACCAAGCUGUCUAUCCAUUUUACCCCACUAGGUCUUGAGACUUUAGUUGAAGAUGAAUACUCAAAUGCGUAAUGUAUUUUUUGCUGUCAUGAUAACUUCAUCUCUGAUGAUAUGUGCUGCAUUUUAUGGAUACAGAUCGAGCCCUGUUUACAUGUCUCGGAAUUAUCCAAGACCUGACGAAACGGGCCACCAGAUGGGAGCAGAGGGUUAUGACCACCGUGGGAGAUUACAAGGAACAGAGGAAGACAAUCGCCACUUUUCACGAUUGGUUUACAACCGCGUUGGUAAAUGUGGCAGUCGAUCUAUGCACAACAUCAUAUCUGAGCUUUCCAAAAUAAACCAUUUCAACUUCUUCCCAUCAAAUAUCUCCAACGUCACAAGACCUAAUAUUAUGCACUUAAAAACAGAAGUGGAGUUAAUUCAAAGUUUGAAGCGGCCGAUGUUAUAUUCUCGUCAUAUUCAUUACAUAAAUUUUCAGAAGUUUGGGCAAAGUCCGCCCUUGUAUAUUAACAUGAUACGAGACCCAAUCGAAAGGUUUCAGUCCCAGUAUUAUUUCAAAAGAUACGGAGAUGUAAGAAGUGCCCAUGGCCGCAAAGUAAAGCCGUGGAAAAGGGGGGAAUUGGAAAUGAGCAUCAGCGAGUGUGUGUUAAGCAACCACUAUGAAUGCAGUACUUCAAAACUGUGGUACAUUGUACCUUAUUUCUGUGGGCAGGAUUUGAUGUGCAAACAUCCCACUCCUGAAAGUUUAAAUCGUGCAAAGAGACAUUUAAUAGAAAACUACUUGGCUGUUGGCUUAUUGGAGGAUUUCGAAAGCUCAUUGCUCGUCUUUGAAAAACUUUUACCACAUCAUUUUAAGGGAGCUAUUCAGGUGUGGAAAGAUUUACAAAGUGCUCCAAACAUUAAUACGUCCACUCUCGGUAAAGAGAAAAUUUCACCCGAGGCAUAUGUUGAGUUGAAAAAACGAAUGGUGCUGGAGUAUGAUUUUUAUAACUUUACGAAAGCCUUAUUCAACAACUUGAAACUACAGCUAAACAUAAACACAAAGUUUAUGGUUUAACGGUACAAUUCAAUUGCUUUUUAUACUUUUGUAAAACUAGUUCAACCUUCAUAUAGUAACAUUAUCUUAGUGUUACCGUAUUUAAUAUCUCAGUAUUACAAAACUGCAGUUAAAGACAUGACACCACAAUGCUAACUGUGUCACAUUUAUUUGAUUAAUUCUGACUUCCUUAGGUGCCUUCCAUAACACUUACAAUCAAAACUCACAAGACUAUCUGGUGCUGUUUACUGUUUAGUAUUUUCUUUUCACUACCUGCAUAUACAGGGACGUAUCCAGGAAUUAAUAGGGGGGGAUUCGCAUAAAUUGUAACAUGCUCAAUUAAAAGAUACCCUGACUGACAUAAAUAGUAACGAAAAUAAUAAGAAUACCUAACACGUAAGAUCGGUUUUAAACUACAAUAAUGACUUCUUUAUUUUUAAAAAAGAGGGGUUCUAUUUAAAAAACUAUUUUUAAAAUAAUAUUCAAUAAAGGGGGGGCAUUGGACCCCGUGACCCCCCUCCCCUCCCUUGUAUACGCCCCUGCAUAUACAAAUUUUUGUAAAAUUUCUCAUUUAUAUUAAAUGAAUUUUUUACUGCAACUUAUCUGGUGCUGUUUACUGUUUAUUAGUGUUUUCACUACCUUCAUAUAUACACACAAUUUUGUAAAAUUUCUCAUUUAUAUUAAAUGAAUUUUUUACUGCGACUUUAAGUUGCGCAACACUGUUUUGUACUCACACUAACAAAGCAACCGUAUAACUCAAGUAGAGCUUUCUACUUUCUAUUAUUCUUUGAAGCAGUUGAUCUUCUUCUUUAAUAUUGUUGAAUAAAUUACCACCAUCUUAUUUUUCAUACGGGUUAUGUUAAAAUAUUUCACCACUUUGUUUUUCACAAACUGUGCUGAAGCAGGCCAGUAUAAAUAACUAGCACAGCAAUGUCACGGUACUUUUAAUUUAAAACUUGCUUUUUACACUAUAAUACAUUCAUAUCUUGCACUAUUACAAAAAAAUGAUUUUUUCAUUUACCUUGUUAUAAAAUGUCUUUAUUUUAAAUGCUGACUUCAUAUCUGAAUUCUAUGUAACAUUAUAGCACAUGGCACAAUAAUUAUUUGAACUACAACUUAACAUUCCAAUGUUUAAAGUUUCUACUGUUUAACAAUGAUUGCAUUCUGCUGGGAUUUCUGUAAAUCAAUUUCAACUAAUAAUAAUAAUCUCGUUGGCUUACUUUUUCUGAUCAGUUUUAACUAUUUUUGGUUUGUUUGUAUGUUUAUCUGCCUUCUUUUGAACUGUUGCUGCUGUUUCUGCACACUAGUUUCACUCCCGUACCUCUGUAAUGUCAGUAUUCAAAAUUGCGCAUCUGGUUUUGUAAAUAAAUUCAAAUAACA
Ciona intestinalis (vase tunicate) is the source of this 2427-nucleotide messenger RNA. Its product is annotated as uronyl 2-sulfotransferase-like. Gene Ontology annotation, molecular function: sulfotransferase activity. Lineage: Eukaryota; Metazoa; Chordata; Ascidiacea; Phlebobranchia; Cionidae. The record is from RefSeq and is a predicted model, not a curated record. Gene Ontology annotation, cellular component: membrane.